CCGGACCCCAGCACCCCACAGACACCCUGACCUGCCUCAGCCAGCAGGGGUGGACAUCCCAGACCUCACUGCCUGCAGAGCAGCCCUCAGCCUCCCACUACGUGUACAUACAUGCAUACGCACACGCUCACACCUGACACACACACAAAUGCAAACACACAUGCGCACACCCCGCUUCCCCAGCUGCUGGAAGGGGACUGGCUGCAAUGUGCCAGAGCCCACCGUCCCCCCAGAGGCUGGCCUGGGCCUGUUUGCCUGAUGGAGCUGUGGCUCUCUAGUUACUGAUCAGCGGGCACAGGAACCCCAGGCCUCUUGGCCCACACGUGUCUGCCUUCCAGGUGCAAGUGCUGGGCGGUCAGGACGAUGCCCAGUGGACCCCAGAUGUGGCUCCGAGCAGCCGUAGGACCAGCCGCACAAGCAACCAUGACGACGACACCCCUACCACUUCCCUAUGCAUGAAUUUAUCUUCAAGCCAUCCAAUCACUAAAGCCUCCUGCAGCUCAGCCUCUGGCUCCUGGCUCUCCCCACCCUCAGGCUCACAACUACAGGCUCACACAUAGGAUCAUGUGCGCGGAGCACACACAUAUAGGUAACCCCACAUAGAGGGCAGACCCACCAACAGAAACCCAGCCAGACGCCCUUGUAGGCAGGUGGACAAAGCAAGACAGACAGAUAGGCAAGACAUGUGGAUGCAGGGAGGCAUCAGGACACAAGAAGGCCCGCGGAGGCAGAGGUCGGGGGCAGGGGCUCGGAGCGGGGAGGGGCAAAGGGCCCCGGAGAGAGGAAGUGGCCAGGGCUGGGGGAAGAGGUUGGGUGCGGGCGCUCUGCAUCUGAAGGUAAUCAUUUUGAGACAAUAAAUGUGCACAAUAUACACAUGACACGGGUCCAGGGGAUUGAGAAGUCACCCAAGGAAAGAGACGGAGCCCCAGCCGGAGCCCCAAGAAGAACAUACUAAGGAGGGCACUCAGGGUCGGACGGGCGGGCACAGCCGGCGUGAUGCAGGAGGGAGAGCAGGGUCAGGGAAAGGUCCCCCAGGACCCCCAGGAGAGCAGCAGCUUCUGAUGCCAACUCCUGCCCCCACCCCAGACCAGGGCAGACCCUACUGCAGCCUGGAUCCCAGGGUCCCCAACAGCCAGAGCCUUCUUGUGCCUCAGUUUCCCCAGCUCAGUCCUUCCCCGGGGGCAGGACUAAGGAGGCUCAGCUCUGCCCCUGAGGACCUUCCUCCUCGGCCACUCUGACUCUGGGCCCCAUGGCCUCACUGACCUAGUCCAGGACCCGAGCCAGGCAUGGGUGGUGGGGGCGUCCCACGGGCUGAGGCCAUUGUCUCCAUCACACAGACAGUGAUCUAGAACCCACCACCCCGCAGAGCCACAUUCUAGAGCUCAGGGGCCGGGACCCUUCCCCAAUUCUCGAAGCCCCCAGGGGGAGAGGAGAGAGAGGGAGAGGCCUUCCUCUCCACGCUCCUUUUCUGGAACUCCCUGGCACCGAGGCCGGCGCGACGGGCCCGCCUCUGAGAAGGCUCGGUCCGUAGGUUGCUCUGAGCACUGCUCCUGGACUAAGGAGGUGAGGGCCCCCCAGAGCGGACGCCUCCUCAGCCCAGGGCACAGUCGCAUCCAAGAGGUUCCCCACCUUUGCCCACUGCUUCCUGCCCAGUCACGCCCGGGGUCCUCUGGGCAGGAAGGGCCUGCGCAGACCCCUAGAGCCACUGUGGGGUGGCGCGUGAGCGCUGAAAGAGACAGCUCUCACGGGCUGGUCCACGAGGCUCUGAUCCUCCUCUUGGGGGCUUGGUGCGGCAGGAUCUCCCGCUGCUCUGAAGUCCGGGCCUCAACUCGAGACCCGGCUGAGGACGCUGUGGCCCGCAGCUCUGCCCCUCGGUGGGGGCAAAGGCAGUGAUGGGGGUGGAGGGCCCAGGCCUCCUAGCACCUGGUCACCCUCCCAUCCAUGGACAGAGCCAGUCAUGGCGGAGCAGGUAUGGGUGGGCACCUGGAGGCCCCAUCGCCCCCGGGGGCCCAUCAUGGCCCUCUACAGCAGCCCUGGACCCAAGUACCUGAUUCCACCCACCACAGGCUUUGUGACGCACACGCCCAACAAGCUGCGUGCGCCGGCCUACAGCUUCCAUGGGGCCCCCGUGCUCCUGGCAGAGAACUGCUCCCCGGGGCCCCGCUACAGCGUGAACCCCAAGAUACUGAGGACCGGCCAGGACCUCGGCCCCGCCUACUCCAUCCGGGGGCGCUGCUGCACUAAGACCACGCUGAGCCCCGGCCCUGGCCACUACUUUCCAGAGAAAUCUACCAAGCAUGUGUUCGACUUGGCGCCCAGCCACUCCAUUUCUGUCCGAACCAAGACCUUCCGAGUGGACAGCACCCCAGGCCCCGCUGCCUACAUGCUGCCCACGGUGAUGGGGCCCCACACUGUCGGCAAGGCCUCCCAGCCCGCCUUCUCCAUCAAGGGCCGCAGCAAGCUGGGCAGCUUCAGCGACGACCUGUACAAGACCCCAGGUCCCGCAGCCUACCGCCAGACCAAUGUCCAGGUGACUAAGUUCAAGGCUCCACAGUACACCAUGGCUGCCCGAGUGGAACCCCCGGGGGACAAGACCCUCAAGCCAGGACCAGGAGCCCACAGCCCUGAGAAGGUGACAGUGACCAAGCCCUGCGCCCCCAUCGUCACCUUUGGCAUCAAACAUUCUGACUACAUGACACCCCUGGUCGUGGACGUGGAAUAGCCCUGGCCCCGCCCCACCCAUCACGCGAAGCCUCUGCACAUCAUGUCCCCCCAGCAACAGAUUCCCUGAGCUGAGGGCUUUGGGCGGCUCCUCUCCCAGCUGGCUGCAGCCGGCCUGGCUCUGCAGGGCAGAGCAUGCUUGCUUGGACAAUUGUGACCAGCUAUUUUUUCUAUGCUUUCCCAUUUGCUAAACGUGUUUCCUGCUGUGCCCAGAUAUACAAUAAAUCACGGAUUC
This is a messenger RNA of Physeter macrocephalus (sperm whale), 2956 nucleotides long. It is a transcript of the gene CIMAP1A, whose product is annotated as ciliary microtubule associated protein 1A. The transcript is spliced from 6 exons. The coding region runs from base 1958 to 2722 and encodes 254 amino acids. Gene Ontology annotation, cellular component: outer dense fiber; cytoskeleton. The record is from RefSeq and is a predicted model, not a curated record. NCBI's taxonomy places the organism in Eukaryota, Metazoa, Chordata, Mammalia, Artiodactyla, Physeteridae.